CAGGAUAUAACAAACAUUUACACGAAAGGAGAUGGCACUAAAGAGGAUUAACAAGGAGCUCCAGGACCUAGGACGAGACCCGCCCGCUAAUUGCUCAGCAGGCCCCGUAGGCGAUGACCUUUUCCAUUGGCAAGCCACCAUCAUGGGGCCAGACGACUCGCCCUACAGCGGAGCAGUUUUUUUCUUGAACAUCCAUUUUCCUGCAGACUAUCCUUUCAAGCCUCCCAAGGUGAAUUUUACGACCCGCAUCUACCACUGCAACAUCAACGCCAACGG
Molecule: messenger RNA, 276 nt
Organism: Nannochloropsis gaditana CCMP526
Product: ubiquitin conjugating enzyme
Exons: 4
Biological process (GO): protein polyubiquitination
Cellular component (GO): nucleus
Molecular function (GO): ubiquitin conjugating enzyme activity
Source: RefSeq, a predicted model, not a curated record